AUGUUAUCAAGAUCAAUUUCAAAUUAUACAAAGUUAAGUAUUAGAUAUUUCUCAACUUCAGUUAAAGGAGUAGAGGAAGUAGUUAUUGUUGCAGCCAAUCGUACACCAAUUGGUGCUUUCGGAGGUGCAUUGUCAGCAUUACCAGGAACUAAAUUACAAUCGAUCACAAUUCAAGAUGCUUUGAAGCGUGCCAAUCUCAAGCCAACCGAUGUCGACGAGGUGAUCAUCGGUAAUGUAAUCUCUGCAAACUUGGGUCAAGCACCAGCACGUCAGUGUGCGAUCGGUGCCGGUCUCCCACACAGCGUCGUCUGUACCACCAUCAACAAGGUCUGCUCAUCCGGUAUGAAGGCAGUGAUGUACGGUGCUCAAUCGAUUAUGCUCGGACACUCCAAGGUGGUUGUCGCCGGUGGUUUCGAAUCGAUGUCGAACGUGCCCUACUACACCGACAAGUUGCGUAACGGUGCCAAGUACGGAAACGCUACAUUGAUCGACGGUCUCGUUCGUGACGGUUUGGCCGACGCCUACGACGGUAGCGCCAUGGGUGUCUGCGGUGAGGACAGCUCCAAGAAAUACAACAUCACAAGAAAGGACAACGAUGAGUACUGUGUCCAAUCGUACAACAGAGCGAUCGCCUCGCAAAAGAACGGUGAUUUCGCCGGUGAGAUCGUCGAGGUGCCAAUCCCACAGCGUGGUGGUGCCGACCUCAUCGUCAAGGAAGACGAGGAGCCAAAGAAAGUAAAGUUUGAGAAGAUCCCAACUUUGAAGCCAGCCUUCACCAAGGACGGUGUCUUGACUGCUGCCAACUCCUCCAAGUUGAACGACGGUGCCGCCACCGUCAUCUUGAUGGCUGCUUCACAAGCCGCCAAGAUGGGUAUCAAGCCAAUCGCCAAGAUCAUUGGUUUCGCCGACGCCGAGCAAGCACCAAUCGAAUUCCCAACUGCACCGGCUCUCGCCAUUCCAAAGGCAUUGAAGAACGCCGGUAUCGACAUCAAGGACGUCGACUUCUUUGAGAUCAACGAAGCUUUCUCAUGCGUACCAAUUGCCAACGCCAAGUUGCUCAAUAUCGAUCAAUCAAAGCUUAACGUUUUCGGUGGUGCCGUCGCUAUGGGUCAUCCAAUCGGUUCAUCCGGUGCUCGUAUCAUCACAACCUUGACAACCGUACUUCAAAAGAAGGGUGGUAAAUAUGGUGUCGCUGGUAUUUGUAACGGUGGUGGUGGUGCAAGUGCAGUUGUUAUCGAGAAGCUUUAA
Molecule: messenger RNA, 1248 nt
Organism: Heterostelium album PN500
Lineage: Eukaryota; Evosea; Eumycetozoa; Acytosteliales; Acytosteliaceae
Product: acetyl-CoA C-acetyltransferase
Exons: 3
Coding region: 1-1248 (415 amino acids)
Biological process (GO): fatty acid beta-oxidation
Molecular function (GO): acetyl-CoA C-acetyltransferase activity
Source: RefSeq, a predicted model, not a curated record